Molecule: messenger RNA, 5896 nt
Organism: Corythoichthys intestinalis (scribbled pipefish)
Lineage: Eukaryota; Metazoa; Chordata; Actinopteri; Syngnathiformes; Syngnathidae
Product: gastrula zinc finger protein XlCGF26.1-like
Exons: 3
Coding region: 262-2004 (580 amino acids)
Biological process (GO): regulation of transcription by RNA polymerase II
Molecular function (GO): DNA-binding transcription factor activity; RNA polymerase II cis-regulatory region sequence-specific DNA binding
Source: RefSeq, a predicted model, not a curated record
AUCAGUGCAGAUGCUGAUUAGUUCGGUCUCGUUCACCCAAACAAUUCGUUCAAAAAGACCGAAUCGUUCGCGACCGAUACAACACUACUGCUCCGGAAGCACUCUCUCUUGACCUAUCCGGGACGAUCCGUUGUUUCGUGUUCCCUUCUAAACAAACGAGCUCCUUCGAAGUAUUCUCAUCGGUGUCCCGCAGACGUCACUAUUAAAGAGCUUCACCCUCAGAAGCACGAACCCCUCCACGUUAAACAGGAGGAGUCGGAGAUGCCGUACAUUAAGCAGGAGGAGGAGCCAGAGACCCUCAGUAUUAAAGAAGAAGAACAGGAAGAUGAAAUCACUAAGUGUCCAAUGACUGUCAGUGUGAAGAGUGAAGAAGACGAAGGUCCAAGCAAAGAGAGUGGGGAAGCUAAACCUGCGAGCAACAGCUCAUUUCAACACCUGACAACAAAAGGAGAGGGACCAUGGCAACCUGACGACAUCGCAGUAGAAGAUCUUCACCCAGAGAAGCACGAUCUUCCCCACAUUAAAAGGGAGUCGGAGAUGCCGUAUGUCAAACAGGAGGAGGAGCCAGAGAUCCCCAGCAUUAAAGAAGAAGAGCAGGAAGAUGAAAUCCCCAAGUUUUCAAUGACUGUUAGUGUGAAGAGUGACAAAGAUGAAGGUCCAAGCAAAGAGAGCAGAGAAGUGAAACUAGCAAGCAGUAACUUGUUUCAAAUCCCCAAGUUUUCAAUGACUGUUAGUGUGAAGAGUGACAAAGACGAAGGUCCAAGUAAAGAGAGCAGAGAAGUGAAACUAGCAAGCAGUAACUUGUUUCAACACCUGACAACAAAAGGUGAGGGACGAUCGCAACCGGACGGUCUUUUGGCACCACUGUUGGACAGCGACGAUGUAAAAUCACACUUUUCUGACUUUAACACCGAUGAGAAGGAUAUUGACUUUGAGCAAAAUGCUUCGAAAUCCUUAAACAAGGCAUCACUGAGAAGACACACAAAACAACGCACGAAUGGGAAACCUUUUUCCUGCUCACAUUGCGAUAAAACAUUCACUACCAAGCAAUAUUUUAUGAAACACGUGUAUACACACACAGGAGGAAAGCCUUUUCUCUGCACAUUUUGUGGUAAAAGAUUCACUGUCGAGGGAACUUUAAAAAUACACACAAAAAGACACACUGGAGACUAUCCAUUCGUCUGCCCUCUUUGCGAUAAAGGAUUUUGUGGGAAGAAAGACUUUGCAAGACACACACGAACACACAGAGAGGAAAAGGGUUUUCUCUGCAAAUUUUGUGGUAAAAGAUACACCCACAAGGGAAAUUUUGAGAUACACACAAGAAGACACACUGGAGAGAAGCUUUAUGCCUGCUCUCUUUGCGAUAAAAGAUUUUAUACAAAGCAAGCGUUAACAAUACACACGCCAACACACACUGGAGAAAAGACUUUUCUCUGCACACUUUGUGGUAAAAGAUUCACCCAGAGGAGAGGUUUAAAUUUACACAAAAGGACACACACUGGAGAGAAGCCUUUCGUCUGCUCUCUCUGCGAUAAAAGAUUUUUUAGGAAGCAAUCGCUAACAGAACACACGAGGACACAUACUGAAGAGAAGCCUUUCGUCUGCUCUCUUUGCGAUAAAAAAUUUCGUUCGAAGGAAGACUUAAGAAGACACACGAGGACACACACAGGAGAAAAGCCUUUUGUCUGCACAUUUUGUGGUAAAACAUUCGCCCAGAAGGCACAUUUAAAUCUACACACGAAGACACACACGGGAGAGAAGCCUUUCGUCUGCUCUCUUUGCAAUAAAAGAUUUAGUAGGAAGGAAGUCUUAACAAGACACUCGAGAACACACACUGGAGAGAAGCCUUUCGUCUGCUCUCUCUGCGAUAAAAGAUUUUUUACGAAGCGAGAGUUAACAAGACACGCGCUUACACACCAGGUAAUAGGUUCACCCGGAAGCGAGACAAACUUACGCAAGAAAGCGCACCAAGGAGAAACCUUUCACUUGGACCGUGUAAUGUAAAAACCUUCUUUUUAAGGAAGUUGUAACAUCCGUGUCUGCUGCUCUGGUAAUCUGCUGGCGAAUGAGUUUAGCAGGCAUCCCCAAACUUUUUUGCACCACGGACCGGUGUAAUUUGGGUCUUUUUUUCACGGAACGUUUUUUUUUUUUUUUUUUUGUAACCCAUAAAAAACUGCAACUAUCCAGUUCUGCGCAUGCGCGUAACAUUAAAAAUGGCAGCGAAUGCAGCAAAUGUAAAGUAAACACUACAAACUUUCCAUAAAGAAAGGAAUAUUAACUUACGUUUGAUCGUGGAUGGACAUGUAGAAAAGUUCUCCUCAGACCCAUCCUGCCAUGUUAGCUGCACACCGCUCUCUCGCCAUUAAAGCCUACGCCGUGUCGAUUAGCAUUAAUUAAGAAGCCUGCUUCACAAAGAUGCGAUGGUAGAAAUUGUAGCAAGGUUUUCAGUGUUCUCAUAGCGCUUUCAGGAUAUUCCGGAAUGACUUUAAUCGUCUCAAAUGUUUAAGGUCGCCGUCAUUUGCGAUCUCUACAAGCUGAUCCUCCUGUUGCACAGACAUGCUCGAAUCACUCGGUUUAUUCACAAACGGGUAACAAAUCCACUCCUUCGCAGUUCGUGGGGCUUCGAGGUUGUACGCUCAUCUUCCGGCUCGUCAGGUGCCCUUUUUCGCCGUAAAAAAUCUCUCCAAAGACGUCUGUUUUCCAGUCAUUUUCGCUAGUGUGGGGGAACAAAAGUGCUGCGCCUGCGGCCUAGUCAUACGUUAUUAUGGAGGACAAGCGCACAUAGAUAUACUGUAUAUACAAAACAAGAUGUACUGCUUGCAGUCUAAUCAAUGGAUUUCUAUGAUGACAUUCUAAUGUAUACUGUAGUAUUAUAAAGUAGACAGGGAUAUUGAUGUGUUAUGCAGGGGCACAGGCCAAAGUUAAUUCGGCCAGACUGCGGUCGUUAAUAAAAUAUUUCUGUGCGGCUCGGUAGCAAAUGCACCACGGUACCAGUCCGCGGACCCCUGGUUUAAAGGACUUCUGGACUCAUUGGGCCUCACCCAGUCAGUGAAUGCCUCAACUCCUGAGCAAGGUCACACUCUGGAUCUGGUGAUUUCGCUUGGGCUUUCAGUCUCCAUCAGAGAAAUAGUGGAUACUGCUAUCUCGGACCACCUUUCCAUCAUUUUUUUAGUUUUCUACCUCUUUGUCUGCCGGAAAGCCAAUCUCUCCAGCUUGUUUUCGCCGAUGCCUCACUCCAUCCACAGCAGGAGAGUUUGUGGCUGCAUUUGGAGAGCUACAGCAGCAUGCUGACGCCAUGAUGCCUUCUCCUCUUCUCCUCCUCUUGCUGUUUUAGACUCCAUUGCCCCUCUGUGGCAAAAAAAGCACGAAAUCCAAAGCCACUCCAUGGUUUAAUGACUAUACCCGCCUGCUCAGGCAAAAACGCAGGUGGGCUGAACGUCGAUGGAAAAAGGACAAACUCCAUGUUUCUCUGGGAUUGCUGAGGAACAUCUUAGUUGUCUACCCGGUGGUCCUAAAACAGGUCAAGUCUAAUUUUUUUUAUCUUUAUCUAUAUUUUUAAGACUGCUUUUUAAGACUAUUGACUCUGUUUUAAACCCACACACCACUGUCUUAACUGAUGUAUCAGCUGCCACUUGUGAGGAGUUUGUCACUUUCUUUCAAAACAGUCUCAUUGGUUAGGCAGAAUGUCUGCAACUCGGGUAUCUCAUUGGAUAACGUACGUCCUCUGUAACCGCUCACUGUCUUUGAGCAAUUUGAUCUCCUUUCAUUGUCACCUCUCACUGAAAUAGUGAAAUGAAACCCACUAACUGUCCCCUAGAUUUAAUGCCAGCUCGGCUUCUGAAGGAAGGCUUUAGGUGCCUUGGAUCAAGUCUGCUGGCUCUUAUAAAUACCUCUCUCAGUUCCGGUUCUGUCCCAGCUGCCUUUAAACAGGCUGCUGCCCAAUUUUUAACCGGUACACCUAGACCUACACAGAACAUAUUACCCCGUGCUAUCAUCGCUCCACUGGCUCCCAGUUCAUUUUAGAAUUGAUGUCCAUAUUUUAGUUUGUUUUUUAAUCUAUUAAUGGCCAGGCUCCUUUUUAUUUAUCGGAAAGUUGAACCCUCCUUAACUCUGGAAGGGUAAUUUCCGAGGUCGAAACUUAACUAGUGGGGAGACUGAUAUUUUCCGGUUGCUGCCCCAAGUUGUGGAAUAGCCUUCCCACUGAAAUCUGCACCAUUAUGAAUCUAGGCCAUUUUAAAUCUCUGUUAAAGACACACUUUUUAUUUAUUUAUUUAUUUACUCUAUUUUUCCCCAGACUAGGGUAGCCUGGUUUUAUUACUGAAGUGUUUUAAUGUUUUUGAAUUUUGUUUUAUUUGCUGUUUUGAUUGUUAUCGCGGUGUUGUUUUUGUUUUCGUAAUGUCAUUGUAUAAUAAUUUCCUGCCUUUUAUUAGCAUGUUGUCUUUGUUGUCAAGAAUUUAGAGGACUUUUUUUUUUUUUUUUUUAAAGGGCUAUUGAAAUAAAUUUGAUUGAUUGAACAACGGACAACUUGUUCUUAAAAGAUAAAUGCUACUAUGAGUUAUCAUAAUUAUACAUUAAGACCCUUCUUAAUGUUUUCGUUUUUAUAAAAUUUGCAAAAAUUUUUUAGUAGGUAGCCAUUGUUGACUACUCAAUGCAUUCUGGGCUUCCACAGUGUCACUCGUGAGCUACAUAAACAUGGCGUCGGUUCUGCCCUUCCAAAUUGAACCCCAGUGGAAAAGUGAUGAGCAGGACAGCACUGUCGCCAUUUCACAAAACGAGCAGCAAAUGCCAUUAAAUGACUGUCUCCAGCUAGGUUCGAACCCUCGUUUCCCGUACGACAGACGAGCACGUAGACCACAGGACUGUACUUCUGCGUGACAUUAGUCAUGAUUUUCCUUAUAAAGCAACUGCAACCCACAUGCAUUGUCUGUCUGUGCGGUAAAACCUAAAAAGGAACCCCCAACUGGAAAAAGUGCAGCUGGCUUGAUCACGGAAUUAAAAAAUGCAGCUCACUUCAGACAGCAAGCAGACAACAAGAACAUAGGGAUUGCGUAAAAGGAUUUAUUAAAGGGUAUUAAAACACUAAGGGGCUGUGAGAUAAAUAGAACCGUUAUGCAAAUAGUAAUAAAGCUAACAAAAAAAUAAAUCGCAUUCAUGAGAAAUUAUCGAAAAUUACGAACAUUUCCGAAAGUAUUCCGGAAACAGCCGAAUGGGGCGGGGACGUCAUAACAAGGAAACAAAAGGUCGAGAGAGUUGCGUUCGUGUUUUAUCAAAAAAAUCGCUAAAAUGGUUCAAACCUGUCAUGCUAUGUGGUUUACAAAUAGCCUUUUGUCGCAAUGUAGUACCCACGAUUUCCCGAACACAACAAAAAGAGCUGGGACUACGCAGACACAAUGAGUAAAGUUCGUCAGUGCUAAGAGGGUUAAUUUUGCAGACCCAGCCAUUUGCAUGGUUUUGUGUGGUGCGCAUUUUACACCUGAAAGCUAUACGAACUAUGGACAAACGAAAUCAGGUUUUGCUAAGAAAUUGCUGCUGAAAGCAGAUGCGGUACCCACCUACACGCGCAGCCACCUAAAUGUCCCGAGAUAUCAAGAGGACAAUGACUGGCUCUGAUGAGACCACCCCACCACCCCAGGCAAAGCAAAGGAGGGAAAUGGCCAGAGUGAGUACUUUUAUAAUAAACAUAUCACGCAUUGGAUAUAGGACUGGACACAUGUAUAAAUUAUCGCUCGUAAAAUAUAUAGAACAAAUCCUCUAAUCCCAUUCUUAUUUGUGUCGGUUGGCAGAGUGAAAACCGGUGAUAGCACAAUAAAUGAUCAUUAUUCUAUACAUUAUUUUGCAGUCACUGCGUAUCAGCUUCACAAAAAGAUGUGCAAAACAAACCAUUUGGUGUUUCUGU